Molecule: messenger RNA, 2994 nt
Organism: Motacilla alba alba
Lineage: Eukaryota; Metazoa; Chordata; Aves; Passeriformes; Motacillidae
Gene: GASK1B
Product: golgi associated kinase 1B
Exons: 5
Coding region: 575-2221 (548 amino acids)
Cellular component (GO): Golgi apparatus
Source: RefSeq, a predicted model, not a curated record
ACAGGACUUUUCAUUACAGAAUUUAAAAUAGAAGUUGCUGUGGUUUUGUGUGUGGGGUUGUUUGGUUAGGGUUUUUUUUUAAACGUGAGGUUCAUGUCAGUUUAUAGCAGUUCAUAUGCAACAACAUCUCAGUAAAGUUAGCUUCUCAACAGUUCUUAGCUUGCAAUGAAAUACCUAAAUGUGAACCAUACUUAAAAGUGAAAUAUGUUCUAGAUGCCAGCUUUUACUCAGUUUCUUUUAUUAGCUUAAGGAGUUUACCAGAACAAAGGAUGUGUCAAGCUGAAUAGUUUGCAGAGAAGAUACAUAGAUCUUUUAGACUACAAGUCAGUAAACUUUGCUUACGCAGCUGGCUCCAUUCAUUCUCUGAAGCCAAUCACUUCCUCUGUGGUGGCUGAUAAGAAUUUAACAGUUUGAGAAGGUGGAGUGUCAGCAUCCUUAGUACUGACCACUUUCCCAGGCAUAUCAGUAGCCUCUGUCCAUCACUCAUGCUGGAAGAUACUGGGAAAAGGAGAAAUAGAAAUUGGGGAAGGGAAAUAAUGCAUCAUCAUCCUGGCUGGAAUGUACAGAAGACUUUAUGCUGUUUUCAUCAUGUGGAUUCACUAGAGAAAUGACCCCUUUUGAUCAGCCAAAUCAAAUCAAAAACUUAUUUAUUUGCUGCCUGUGGCCCUCACAGCUGCUGAGGGUCUGGACUUGCAGGCGCCCAAGGACAAGGAGGAAUCUGCUAGUGGGCACUGCCUGUGUGAUCUACCUGGGAUUCCUUGUCAGCCAAGUGGGUCAUGUUUUACCACAGCACAAAGGAGGACAUCGAAAGAUCAGUUCCAGGAGUCUCCAAGAUGCAGCUCAAACUCCUUUUCUGGGCAUCCCACUGGAUGGCACCCUGUCACCACCCAAUUUCCAGGAACCCCAGCUUGGUAGCAAUGGGACCUUGCUGCCACCCAAUGUAGUUUAUAUUACGCUGCGGUCCAAGCGCAGCAAGCCUGCCAACAUCAGAGGCACAGUGAAGCCAAAGCGAAGGAAGAAAAAUGCAAUCCCUUUGUCCUAUGGGCAGCAUUUUCCAAAAGCCACUUUUAUGGGCUGGGAAGAGGCCUUUGCCCAGCAGCCAUGGCGGGCCACACGUGCCUCAGGCACAAAGGGAGCAGUGAUCGCCGUGGAGGCAAGAAAGUACCAACUGGAUGAACACAGACAUAAAGGAAUGGCUAUCAGGGAGAGAGGUCAUCAGAGACCUGGGAGGAUUUCUGGAGCUGUAAAGGCACAGCUCCAGCCUGAGGAAAGCAAUAUCAGGAUUUACAGCGAGAGCCCUCCCUCAUGGAUGAGCAAAGAUGACAUCCUAAACAUGCGCAUGCUGGCAGACUCUCCCAUAGAGAGCAUUCAAGAAGUCCCUUCACACAAAGCUGUCCUGGCAGUAUUUGCAAGUGGUCCCAGCACUACGGGAACUGCUUGUAAUCAGGGACACUGUGGAAUUGUCAAAAGACCUCUCGACAUGAGUGAGGUGUUUGCCUUUCAUUUGGACAGGAUCUUGGGGCUAAACAGGAGCUUACCUUCUGUAAGCAGGAGAUCAGAGUUCUUCCAAGGUGGUCAGGCCUGUCCUGUUAUUCUCUGGGAUUCCUCACUGAGUCCAACAGAUAAUAGUACCCAUUCUUCAGUGAGGUUAACAUGGGGACAAUAUCAACAGCUAUUGAAGAAGAAAUGCUGGCAGAAUGGUAAAGUUCCCAAAGCUGAGUGGGGCUGUACUGAAAUUCAUCAUCAUGAAUGGUCCAAGAUGGCACUCUUUGAUUUCCUGUUGCAGAUCUAUAAUCGACUAGACAGAAAUUGUUGUGGAUUCAAACCUCUCAAGGAGGAUUCCUGCAUGCAGCAAGGACUGAAGCUGAAGUGCAAUGAUCAGGAUGCUGUUGACCUGACACACAUAGUUCAGAGAAGGCAUGACCAAAGGCACUUGGCCUUUAUAGACAAUAAGGGUUUCUUUGACAGAAAUGAGGACAAUCUUGACUUCAAAAUACUACAAGGAAUCAAUGAAUUCCCUGCAUCUGCAGUUUCAGUGCUGAGGAGCCAGCAUUUACGUGAGAAGUUGCUCCAGUCUUUGUUCCUUGACAAAAUAUACUGGGAGAGCCAAGGAGGCCGAAAAGGAAUUGAAAAGCUUAUUGAUGUAAUAGAAAGGCGGUCCAAAAUUCUUCUUACUUAUAUAAAUGCACAUGGAGCCAAAGUAUUGCCCAUGAAUGAAUGAAACAGUCUUGUUUCCAUCUGAGAGAAAGUCUUUACAAAAUGUUUUAUGGGGCAGAAACUAACGGUAAAAUUUAUUUAAUUCAUAGCAUUAUUUUUUCCCAAACUUCCAAGUUUACUUUUAAAUAAGAAAUCUUACAUGGUUUAAAAACAACAUUUAAGUGUCAGCUGCAGCUCAACACAGUGUAGUCUCUUUUAUGUCACCAGUGAAAUGAAAAAUAACCAAAUUAUAAUAUGCAGUAAUAUGUAGGUAGCAUGAACACUCUUUCUAUUGAAGUGUUUGGAAAUUAGCAACAGGAUUUUCAGUAUGUUAGGCUGGAUUGCUUUUACUUCCCUCAUUGAAGUCAGUAGAUUUUAUUGCAAGUUUAAAUGGGAAAAAAGAUGUGUAAGCACUUGAUACAUUGAUAACACUUGCUGAAACAUAUAUAAUAUAGGAAUUUGUUCUUUUAUUAGGUAUUCUAAAAUGCCAACAUUUCCAAGGGCUUCUUUUACUUUAUUUUAUUUUAGAUCUUUUGAAGUAUGAGAACUAAAUUCAGUUCUUUUAGAUGCAGGAGUGUUUGUGCUGGACAUGAGGGAAUUUUAAAAACAGAGUGAGGAGAACAUGGCUUUAGCAAUAAUAAUUAUUUUGACAAAUACAGUUUUUACUUGUCCACUAUGGAGUACAAUUAAUCAUGAGUUACAUUGCAAUGUAUUUUUUUCAAUGCAAAUUGUCCCAAUGUGGGGGUGGAUGAUCUGAUAUUUUCUGUUUAAUGAUUAACUGUGGAUUAAAAAAAAAAA